Molecule: messenger RNA, 2587 nt
Organism: Elaeis guineensis (African oil palm)
Lineage: Eukaryota; Viridiplantae; Streptophyta; Magnoliopsida; Arecales; Arecaceae
Source: RefSeq, a predicted model, not a curated record
CUGACAAUCACAUUGGCGUGUGGUUGGGAUAUGGGUUGUUAUUGGCUACUCCAUCAAGAGUUUGGCCAAGCUACUCCAUCAAGAGUUUGGCCAAGUAGAUAACUCUUACCCACAGUAGGAUAAUUUGUUAAAAUAAAUUUACUACAAGUGUUAUUAGAAAACAAUGCCAUGCCCCCUUUUUUUAAUGGCUGAAAGCCACCUUUUUCCAAGAGUGCACCACCCCUGGAUUCGUUUCAAUGCAUGAGAACCAGUUUUUGUUCCCACGAGGCUUUUUUUCUUGUGCCCGUGGGGUCAUAUGGUCCCAAAGCGUGGCGCUCCACCGAGGGGCCGGCGCUCCACCGAGGGGCCAACGCUCCCUCAUGCAUUGUAUCGAAACCAACUCCCCUCCUAAGUCCUUCCUCUGCGUCACCAAUGCCGGUAGGUGGUUUCCUUGGAUUCUAAAAUCCCACGCUUCCCUGCAAUCUCUCCUUCAACAAAAAAAAUUAGAGAAAAACUCCACUUUCUCUUCCACAGAACGUCGCCUGGGCUUCUCAUGCUGGCAUUUGAUUUCCAUCCAGAUUCGAGUAGGUUAUGUUGAGAUUCUGAGACUGUUGUGGAGAAACUAGCUGGAGCUUCAGAAAGGUGGAACCUUUGGAUUCGAGAAUUUUGACCAGCUUCUGAAGGUUUCGCUCUGAAGUUAAAGCUCCGAUUUUUCUUUUCUUCCAUAAAGCAGUCUAAUUUAAGAUUGCCAAAGGAAGAAAAGUAGUUAUUUAACAAUUUGAGCCAAUCUGAUCUUUUGUUCCAUGACAGCUGAUUGAAGGAAAGUAACCAAGAAGUAUGUGAUCAAAGUUUGUUGCUGGGAAAAACAGCUUCUCAACUAAGAAAGUUUUCAAUUUUUCAAUGUAAAACCGAAGAAUUUUAGCUCUUAAAAGGAGGGCGGUAAGACUCCUGCCACUGCAAGGUCCAGGGAAGAUCAGAUGUAUGCAAUAUUCUAUGUGUAAAAAGAUGCUGUUUUCUAUCUGAAACUUUAACCCCGCAGAUUCCAUUAGAACUUCUGUUCAGCACAAUAGAUGGAGGGAAAUUUACCAACUGCUAACAUGAUACCUGCUUCUUAUGGUAUUUUGGACUUGCAAGGCUCUGUGCAUAUGCAUCACCAACAGCACCCACAAGCGUCCUUUGGUCACCACCAGCAACAGCCAAGCAGCACCCAAUUACAUCAGAGCUUGAUGGUUCACCCACCAAUGCAUGAAGUUUUCCCCUUGACUGCCAACCACAUGAAGGAUGUUAAAACCUCCAUGAGUGAUGAUGGUGAUCAGAGCUUGGCUGAGGACAGAGUCAAUGAUCAGGAUGAUGGUGGCAAAGGGAAGAAGGGCACUCCAUGGCAGCGGAUGAAGUGGACCGGUCGAAUGGUUAGGCUAUUGAUAACUGCAGUUUCCUAUGUAGGAGACGAUGCCAUCUCAGAAUAUAACAAUGAUGGGAGGAGAAAAAGUGCAGUAUUGCAGAAGAAGAGGAAGUGGAAGUGUAUAUCAAAAGUGAUGACAGAGAGGGGCUGUUAUGUUUCUCCUCAGCAGUGUGAAGACAAGUUCAAUGAUCUCAACAAGAGAUAUAAAAGGCUGGUAGAUAUUCUUGGAAGGGGCACAGCUUGCAAGGUGGUGGAGAAUCCAGCUCUAUUGGACCAAAUGAAGCACAUAUCUGAUAAGCUGAAGGAUGAUGUGAAGAAGAUUUUGAGUUCAAAGCAUCUAUUCUACGAGGAGAUGUGCUCGUAUCAUAAUGCAAAUCGGUUAAAUUUACCUCACGAUCCAGCGCUUCAACGGUCUUUGCAGCUGGCUCUGAGAAGUAGAGAUGAGCAUGGUACAAGGAGGGCUGUCCAUGGAAAUAAUGAUGAAGAUGGUCAAGGUACCGACGAUGAGAAGGAUCAUGCUCCAGAGCAUACUACAUUGCAUAGCGAUGUUGGGGGAUCAUGCUUUCCGAAAAGGAUGAAGCAUUUGGUGGACCAUGAAGAAGUGAGUUUUGGAAGCCCUUCAGGGUUACAGGACUGUAUAAGAAGGCCUCAUCCCCAAGACACGUCUGUAGAUAUGAAGCAAGUAUUCCCAGAAGGAUCUACUGUUACUUGGGUGCAGAAGCACUCUAAGAAUUUUCCUUCACUUCAGCUGGAAGAGCGAACCCAUAAUAUUAAACUCCAGAUGUUGGAGCUUGAAAGGCAAAGCUUCAAGUGGCAACAACUUAGUAAGAAGAAAGACAGAGAACUGAACAAGAUGAGAAUGGAGAAUGAAAGGAUGAAGCUUGAGAAUGAAAGGCUGGCAUUGGAGUUGAAGCGCAGGGAGUUUGAGGUUGAUCUUAAUUUGAAGAGCAGUCAGUGAUGCAUGGAAUUCAAGCUUCAGAUAUGGUAAGCCGUAGCCUAUAACUGAAGUGCUUCCUAGACGAAGUCCUUUUGUAUUUCUCAAAACUGUGUAUGAUAAUAGGAUUGUUUUCUGUUAAACUUGUAGACAUGUGCCAUGCAAUUAACCCUUUAUUUGCUUGUCAGAUGAGCAUCACAGUGUUUCUACCUCAAAUUUCACAGUUAGAAUGAUCGCUGUUCUGCAUGCAAAAUGAAUAUGAUCUUGGAUUU